Messenger RNA from Ictalurus punctatus (channel catfish), 1973 nucleotides. It is a transcript of the gene eif2s2, whose product is annotated as eukaryotic translation initiation factor 2, subunit 2 beta. NCBI's taxonomy places the organism in Eukaryota, Metazoa, Chordata, Actinopteri, Siluriformes, Ictaluridae. Gene Ontology annotation, biological process: formation of cytoplasmic translation initiation complex; formation of translation preinitiation complex; translational initiation. Gene Ontology annotation, cellular component: eukaryotic translation initiation factor 2 complex. Bases 146 to 1141 code for a protein of 331 amino acids. Gene Ontology annotation, molecular function: translation initiation factor binding; translation initiation factor activity; mRNA binding. The transcript is spliced from 9 exons. The record is from RefSeq and is a predicted model, not a curated record.
GCGUCAUCACCCCCCGUCGGAAGCACGCAUGCGCACUCGGGCUCCACUUGCUGAUGCAAGACACUUAUGGUGAAGAGGUUUUGUGCCAUUUAGCUGUUUCUUGUCAUUAAGGCGCUUUCGAAGACACCAGUUUGAUAUAGCGACCAUGUCAGAAGACGAGAUCUUAUUCGACCCAACCACGACCAAGAAAAAGAAAAAGAAGAAGAAGCCCUUCAUGCUUGAUGAAGAAGGCGAUGGAGUCAGUGAGGAGACGCCGCCGGCUGAGCCUCGUGAGGCCGAGCCCGAGGCAGGAGAGGAGCGCGAGGUGGAGCCUGAGGAAGAGGAAGGGAAGAAAAAAGAGACCACAGAUGGCUUAGAUGACUUAAAUUUCUUCAAUCAGAAGAAAAAGAAAAAGAAGCCCAAGAAAGUAUUUGACAACGACAUCGAAGAAGGCAUGAAGGAGCUGAAGAUUGAUGGUGAGCAGCCGGAAGUGAUGGAAGAUGAUGACUUGGACCUGAUGUUGCCGGCAAAGAAGAAGAAGCCAAAGAAGGUGGAAUUUGUCGACGAAGGUGAUGUGGCUGAGAAAGAUGACGCUCUGGAGGACGAUGAGAGUAAAAAUGCCGACGGCAUCACGUUCAGCUCUCUGACUGGCCCAGCUUGGGCAGGCUCAGAGAGAGACUACACAUAUGACGAGCUGCUAAGUCGCGUCUUUAACAUCAUGAGAGAGAAGAACCCCGACAUGGUGGCGGGAGAGAAGAGGAAGUUUGUCAUGAAGCCUCCUCAAGUGGUGCGAGUGGGAACAAAGAAAACCUCCUUCGUCAAUUUCACCGACAUCUGCAAACUGUUGCAUCGACAGCCAAAGCAUCUUUUGGCUUUCUUACUGGCUGAGUUGGGAACGAGCGGUUCUAUAGAUGGAAAUAACCAGCUGGUGAUCAAAGGACGAUUCCAGCAAAAACAGAUCGAGAACGUCUUGAGAAGAUACAUCAAGGAAUAUGUGACCUGUCAUACGUGCCGCUCUCCAGAGACCAUCCUGCAGAAGGACACUCGGCUGUACUUUCUGCAGUGUGAGACAUGUCACUCACGCUGUUCUGUGGCCAGCAUUAAAACAGGCUUCCAGGCUGUCACGGGCAAGAGAGCGCAACUGCGCGCCAAAGCCAACUAACGCGGCGACCUCUACACUUUCUGAUUCUCCUUUACAUUACCAAACCCUGCGCUGCCCCAUAUGGCCACUUCAACUGCUCAGUGCUAGUUUAUUCUCAGUCAUGGAUUUUUGGAGUGAACUGGUGACAAAGUUUAGAGUGGAUUUUUUGUUGUUGUUGUAAUCUAAAAAGAAAACAUUAAAGUAUAAUAAGCAGAAGGGCUGGACAGCUUGAGGCACCGGUUUAAUGAGUCACAUCGUCUCUCUUUCUCAGAAAGUUUCCAGCUAUUGAUUUAAGAGUACUGUGGAAGGGGGCCCAGAGCAUUUCAGACUUGUUUUAUUUGCACAUUGGUAGCAGAUUUCGUUCUACUGGUUUGAUUUCUUUGCAGGAAUGGUGUAGGUGGAAAUCUGGGCGAGUGACCUACGUGCUGUCUGCUCUUGGUUUUUAAACAGAACCACAUCACAGACCUUUAUGAUGACUGAGUUAGCUUUUUUUUUGUCAUGCAGGGUUUAUAUAGAUUAUAUUAAGUGUAUUUGAUUCAGCCUCGAAUUUGGAGAGCUCUGCUACCUCUGUGACAAAACCCCACUAGGAGUCUCGGGCUAUGGCUGCUGACUGCUGCGCUUAGGAUUUUGGUUGUUGAUUAUCACACAGUUUAAUGAAUGUGACAUCCGCAUAUUUGUUUUGAACAUCUCUACAGAACAACCCUGCAGCAAUACAGGGUUGUAUGAUUGUGCAGGUCAUUUUAAAAAAUAAUGGGGCAGGAGAUAUUACAGUGCAGUGUUUCAGAUGAAAGUAAGAUGGGUGUCAUUGUUUGUUAAAACUGAUUUUUUAAUAAAAAUGUACUCUAUAACAAUA